AGGCUCUGGCAAGUGCACCCAUUGCGGUGGCAAGGGCUUCUUCUUCGCCACAUUCCUGGCGCCCUCCGUGGACACGAGCGCCUCGCUGGACUUCGGGCGCGCGCAGCAGGGGUGCCCAGAGUGCGGCGGCUGCGCCCAGAACAUCCGCGGCGAUCUGGUGCAGGGCUCCGGCAGGUGCCUCAACUGCGACGGCGUGGGCAUGGUGAAGCCGAUCGUGGGGGAGAGGAGACCCCCCCACCUGACCAAGCAGCUGACCAGAAACCUGUCCGACGCGCGGCGGACCCGGCUGCACCUGCGCGCCGGGACGAGGGAGGGCGACGACCUGACGGACCUGCUCAGCCCAACGGGUGUGGAGAGCCGCAGGUC
Molecule: messenger RNA, 366 nt
Organism: Prorocentrum cordatum
Lineage: Eukaryota; Dinophyceae; Prorocentrales; Prorocentraceae
Source: the annotation of a GenBank genome assembly